Entelurus aequoreus (snake pipefish) is the source of this 3595-nucleotide messenger RNA. Its product is annotated as immunoglobulin superfamily member 3-like. NCBI's taxonomy places the organism in Eukaryota, Metazoa, Chordata, Actinopteri, Syngnathiformes, Syngnathidae. The record is from RefSeq and is a predicted model, not a curated record.
GCCCCGUUUGGCUUCACGUGGGUUGAUAGUGGAAGAUUGAUUACAUCGCCGGGAUUUGCCGUGGAGGCAUAGCACGCAGGCGGACUGAGAUUUGCUCUCUUAACAGCUGGAAAAAGACAUUAUUAUCAUAUAUUUAAGUCAGUGUCUAAGUACUAUUUACUAAAUAACAUUUAGACAUUUUACGUGCCCCUAAGUAGUCGUGCCAGACUUGGACUUGGGUGUCGGGGAGCUCCUCCGCAGUGUUCCGUGGAUGUGUGGAGGUAGCACGCCGGGGAGUGGGUUGGGUCGCCCGGGUGCCUGGCACAGAUCCUCGGCGCUCAGACGCCAAAGGUGAGCGGAAGAAAAAAAACCCACAAAGAAGGUGUAGUGCUUGCGGAGGACGUCGUACGAGUGGAAGGCACCUUGUGUGGAUUUGUCAAGACAAGCUGAGCGGGAUUCGUCUUCCUUUUUCCGGGUCUGGAGGAGCCGUCGUCCAAACAGGAAGAGCGGACAUCGCUGGGGUGGCUCAGCCGGGCAAGGCACGAUGGCAACCGGUGUGCUCCUCGUCGCCUUCACGCUGCUUGCAGGUGCCGCCGUGGCCCAGAGAGUGGUGACGGUGCAGAGCGGGCCGCUCGUCCGGACCGAGGGCUCCCACGUGACCAUCUGGUGCAACGUGACGGGCUACAAAGACGGUGUGGAGCAGGACUUCGAGUGGUCCAUGUACCUGGCGUCCGCGGCGGACCGGGAGAUCCGCAUCGUGAGCACGGCCCAGCCCAACUACGCCUACGCCGUCUACGCCCAGAGGGUGAACAGCAAAGAUAUCUACGUGGAGAGGCUGAGUCGUGACUCGGCCUUGCUGCACAUCACCAAGGUGCAGGCCAAGGACCAGGGCCUGUUUGAGUGUUACACGCCCAACACGGACGGCCGCUACCUGGGCUCCUACAGUGCACGCACCAACCUCACCGUUAUUGCUGACUCCCUCACAGUAACGGCUCCAGCCCAGACUCUUUCCAAAGUGGAAGGCGACACACUACAACUCACCUGUGAAGUGUCCAGGACCACAAUGCAACACACACACUUGUCAGUGGGUUGGUAUCUGAAAGCCCCGGAUGACACAACAGCCCCCCCACAGGAGCUGCUCACCCUGUCGAAGGACUUUGUUUUACGGUCUGGGGGUCCGUACCGGCAGAGGAUGGCAGCGGGGGACCUCAGGCUGGACAAAACCAGCGCCACCUCCUAUCGACUGACCAUCCACAAGCUGCAGCCGGUGGACCAGGGCCUGCUCUACUGCCAGGCGGCCGAGUGGAUCCAGGACAGCGAUGGCAGCUGGUUUGCCAUGACCCGCAAGCAGAGCGACAAGACUCAGCUCCGCGUUCAGCCCACUGAUCGUGACUUCAGCAUCCAGGUGAGCACGGAGCGACGGUCCUUCACGGCCGGUGAGCCGCUGGAACUCCGCUGUGCCAUCGAGGCGCAGAACGUCCCCGAGCGCUUCUUCUCGGUGUCGUGGGUCUUCAGCAGCUCACCGGUGGCCGUGGUGGGCCCCGGUGCCGUGCCCGUCCUGGGCCCCGACUACGUGGCCCGUGAAGCCGCCGGCCACAUGACCGUGCGCAAGGAGAGCGUCAAUGUGCACCUGCUCAAGCUGCAGCAUCUGCGCACCGAAGACGCCGGCAAAUACAUCUGUCGCGUGACGGAGCGGGAAAAGACGCCCACGGGAGACUUUAUCGACCGCAGCAAGAGGUCCCGCAAUGUUCAGAUCACGGUGCAGCCGCUCAAGAGCAACAUCACCGUGUUGUUAUCAAGCAACUCUUCCGAGGUCCUGGAGGGCAACAUGGUGCAAUUGACUUGCUUGGUCCACUCCACUACAGGCCCACUGUCUGUGGUCUGGCAGGUGACUGACAAGCAGGGAGACGGUCUGGCCCAGGAGCUAGCCUCUUUGGAUCGCGAUGGCACCGUGCGGCACAGCGACGCCUACAAAGAGCGCGCCAGCUACGGCGAUAUACGCGUGGAGAGGCUGGGGGCUGACACGUUCACGCUCUCCGUGUACAACGCCUUGCCUGACGAUGAGGGCUUGUACGAAUGCACUGUGACAGAGUGGUUUAAAACGGGAACUGAACCUGAGCAUACCUGGGGGAAGAUUGGAGAGACAUCUGCCACGGAGACUAUCACAGUCAAAACUGUUGAGUCCUCCUUCAUGGUCUCAGCCUCGUCACGGACCCCGUCUGUAACCUUCGGCGACUCCUUCGAGCUCCUGUGCUUGGUCAAACCCCGCCACAACCCUCGCGUCCCCACCUCAGUCACCUGGCGCUUCAUACCGUCUGGCAUGGAGGCGGCCGACGAGGGCGAGUUCAAGGAGCUGGUGACUUUCACCCGAGAGGGCACGCUGAAGUGGGGGGCGCAGCUGCUGGGACUGGGAACCCGUACCACCGUGGACCGCUCUCACUCCAACACCAACUUUUGGCUGUCGGUGACACGGGCGGGACGUCGCGAGGCCGGCAAGUACCAGUGCACCGCUGUCCUGUGGAGGAAGAACUACGACAACAGCUGGAGCAGAGUGGCCAACCGCACUUCCAACCUGCUCGGAAUCAGCGUCCUGCAACCAGAAAGUAACCUGCGAGUGCAAAAGACCAACCAGUCCCUGGUCCACCUGGAGGACAGCCGGGUCAGGAUCAAUUGCUCCAUCAGCUCUCAGACCGCUCAGGACUCCCAGCAUGCCGUGCUGUGGUACGUGAGACGAGCCGCAGGGUCGGAGGCCGACGAGCUCCUGCUGAGGAUCGAGCGAUCGGGCGCCCUGGAGUACGGCACGUACGCCGACGAGGAGAGGCUGCGGCGGCGCGUGCAGGCGGAGAGGCUGUCGCCCCGCCUGUACGCUCUGACGCUGAACAGGGCGGAGAGCAGCGACUCUGGCACCUAUUACUGCCUGGUGGAGGAGUGGCUGAGUGACCCAGAUGGAGCCUGGUACCGCCUCUCACGGGACACGUCUGGCUUCAGCAAGGUUCUGGUGAGACAGCCAGAGGCGCGGCUGCAGGUGGAGGAGGCGGAGUCAAACGUGACGGUGUCAGUGGGGUCCAUCCGACUGGGCUGCAGCAUCCCCUCCCAGUCCUCCCGAGACUCCCGCUUCUCCGUGUCCUGGUACGUGGAGCGCCCCCAGGACCAGUACGAGGAGCUGCAGCCGGGCCAAGAAGAAGAAGAAGAAGAAGAAGAAGGAGGCCAGCGCGAGUGCGUCUUCUCCAUUGGACACGACGCCAUUUUCGGCAACGGCAUACUGCAGCCCCCGAGAGGAGGCGGGGCCCAACUCCGGCUGCAGUUCGAGAGGACAACGUCGGAGCAGUACAGUCUGACCAUCCAGGAAGCUCGGCCCACGGACGCCGGGCGCUACUACUGCCACGUGGAGGAGUGGCUGCUCAGCCCUCGCAAGGCCUGGUACCGCCUGGCCACCAACAACUCUGGCAUCAUCUCUGUCAGCGUGCUGCAGCAAGGUGAGUCACACACCACCUGCUCCUGUGGGCUCCCUCAAAGUAUACACGCCAUCGUAGAUAACCAUCCCACAGUAUCAAAAAGCACCUGCUUGGCUCAGACCUAUUUCCUCUUCCUGUUCGCUGCAAAGCCUUCUGGGUAA